Molecule: messenger RNA, 3733 nt
Organism: Centropristis striata (black sea bass)
Lineage: Eukaryota; Metazoa; Chordata; Actinopteri; Perciformes; Serranidae
Product: protocadherin-8-like
Exons: 3
Coding region: 203-3247 (1014 amino acids)
Biological process (GO): homophilic cell-cell adhesion
Cellular component (GO): plasma membrane
Molecular function (GO): calcium ion binding
Source: RefSeq, a predicted model, not a curated record
GGGAGAGAGCGGAGCGCAUCCAGAGUGCGCAUUGAAAGACAUAUGGAAUAUUUAUUACUGGCUUUAUACAACAAACUAAACAACCCCGGAGAGUGGAGGGGAACGAGGGAGGAAUAGAUUUCUGCAGGUGUUGAAACUUUAAAGCGGACUCUGUGAGGACAGUUUGCUGAAUUUCUGUUUAUUUUGGAGUGAAGGUGUCAAGAUGGGAGAAACAGGGUGGAACGGGCUGAUGGUGCUAGUGUGCGUCUCUUUGGCGAGCCUGGCUGCUGUCACACAAGGAAAGACGGUGAAAUAUCAGACAUUUGAGGAAGACGCACCGGGGACAGUGAUUGGAAACUUGGCCAAGGACAUGUCCUCCUCCGGCUCUUCCUCCGGAGGCUCCAGGACCAAUUUCAGGAUGAUGAAACAGUUCAACUCGUCUUUCAUCCGACUGAGGGAGAGCGACGGGCAGCUGAGCAUCGGGGAGAGGAUAGACAGGGAGCGGAUCUGCAAACACACCCUGCACUGCCUCAUCGCUUUCGACGUGGUCAGCUUCUCCAAAGAGCAGUUCAAACUCAUCCACGUCGAGGUGGAGGUCAAGGACAUCAACGACAACUCCCCCGAGUUCCCCCGGAAAGAGUCGAGUCUGGAGAUCUCCGAGAACACAGCGGUGGGCACGCGGAUCCCGCUGGACUUCGCCGUGGAUGAGGACGUCGGGGUGAACUACAUCCAAAGCUACCAGAUCUCUGUCAACAGCCACUUUUCAAUAGACGUGCUCAGCAGGGCCGACGGGGUUAAAUAUGCGGAGCUGGUGCUCAUGAAGGAGCUGGACCGGGAGACGCAGGCUUCUUACGCGCUGGAGCUGGUUGCUAUGGACGGUGGGAACCCGUCCCGCACCGGAACAACGCGCAUCAAUGUCAAGGUGAAAGACUACAACGACAACAGCCCGGUGUUCGACAGGAACAGCUUCUCCGUGGACCUGCCCGAGGACGCACCGGUGGGCUUCCUCUUGCUGGACCUGAACGCGGAGGACCCGGACGAAGGGCUGAACGGUGACGUGGUGUACGGGUUCGGCAACCAGGUGCCCACUGAAAUCCGCCAACUCUUCAGAGUGGACAGGAAGACCGGACGCCUCACCUUGGAGAGCCCGAUUGACUUUGAAAGUAAGAACACGUACGAGUUUGACGUCCAGGCAACCGACCUGGGUCCGAACCCGAGCCCGGCCAUUUGCAAGAUCGUAGUGCAGGUGCAGGACGUUAAUGAUAACGCACCGGAGAUCUCCAUCACUCCCAUGACGUCCAUAACGGCGGGGAUAGCGUACAUCACCGAGGCGGCGGCCAGGGAGAGUUUCGUGGCUCUGGUCAGCACCUCGGACAGAGACUCGGGCGCCAACGGGCAGGUGCACUGUACCCUGUACGGACACGACCACUUCAGACUGCAGCAGGCGUACGAGGACAGCUUCAUGAUUGUGAGUACCAGCCCGUUAGACCGGGAGAAAAUCCCCGAAUAUAACCUGACAGUAGUGGCGGAGGAUCUGGGCUCCCCUCCCUUCAGGACCAUCACUCAGUACACCAUCAGACUGACAGACGAGAACGAUAACGCUCCGGUGUUCAGUAAGCCGGUGUAUGAGGUGGCGGUGGUGGAGAACAACGCACCUGGCGCGUACAUCACCACGGUGGUGGCGCGCGACAUGGACAUGGGGUCAAACGGGAAGGUCAGCUACAAACUGGCGGACACAUACUUCAUGGGCUCCCCCAUCUCCACCUUCGUGUCUCUGGACCCGGCCAGCGGCUCGCUUUACGCGCUCCGGAGCUUCAACUACGAGGUGGUGAAGCAGCUGGAGCUCCGGAUCACCGCCAGCGACGGCGGCUCCCCGCCCCUGUCCGGCAGCGCCAACGUCUAUGUGCGGAUAGUGGAUCAGAACGAUAACGCGCCGGUGAUCACCCAGCCGCCGCUCAAUAACGGCUCCGCUGAAGUCCUGCUGCCCCGGGACGCACCGACCGGCUACGUCAUCACCCGGGUAGAGGCGCGGGACGCAGACGAGGGCGUGAACGCGGAGCUGUCCUACGGGCUGGCCACCGGUGAACCCUCCGUGUUCUCCGUUAACAAAGCCACCGGGGAGAUCUACCUCAACCAGGUGCUCAGCCACGACGUGGACGAGACUCUGAGCGUGACCGUGACGGUGAGUGACAACGGGAGGCCCGCGCUCACCUCCACAGCCACGCUCCACUUCCUCAUCAUCGCGGGCGCCCCGCCGAGCGACAGGACGGUGUACCAGCCGGGCAACGGGGACGAGGUGCACGCGCAGUGGGACCUGUCCGUGGUGAUUAUCGUUGUCCUCGCGGGGAGCUGCACGCUCCUGCUGCUCGCCAUCAUCCUCAUCGCCACCACCUGCAACCGGCGCAAGCGGGACAAGAGCGGAGAGGACAGCGACUCGUACGGGGAGAAGGGCACGCUGGAGCGGGGCAGGAGUCACGUGGUGGACAACCCGCUGAUGCCGCUGCACGGGGCCGGGGGAGGAGCGGGCUUUGACGGACACUCUUACAGCAGCCAGCCCGGUGGGUUCACCUCUGCUCACCCCGGGGGCAGCGACAUGUGCUCGGCCUCAGAGGAUGGCAGCGAGGUGCCCUGUGUCUAUGACUCAGACAGCAACAGCAAGCCACGAGGGAAUAAACACGAGGGCUACUCCACUCUGCCCGGCUAUGGCAACGGCAAAGAGGCUGUGAGGCCCAUCACCAUCUGGAAAGGGAACUCUUACACCACCAUCUCUGCUCGGGACCCGGCCUUCAGUGGCAAAGACAGUGGCAAGGGAGACAGUGACUUCAAUGACAGUGACAGUGAUGUCAGUGGGGACACUGGCCUGAAGAAAGAUGGAGCAGUAGGCCUAGUGGUGCCUCCCAUGGGUGGCCAAAAUGCUCUGUGGGCCUGCACCAGUGAAUGUAAGGUCCUGGGUCACUCAGACCGCUGCUGGAGCCCCUCAGCAGUAAGAGCCAACGCAGCACCCUCUCCGGCCCCCACCCUCUCCUCCUUCAGCAGCCUCUCCAAGACAGCCUCCCUGCCCCGGGACCCCAACCGCCGGGACAACUACUACCAGGCCCACAUCCCCAAAACAGUGGGUCUGCAGAGUGUGUAUGAGAAGGUGCUGCACAGAGAGUACGACUACGUCCUGGUAACCCCACCCAGGCCUGUGAGGGUGCAGGAGAUCAGUGAUAUAAGCAUCCCGGUCUACACCCCCACCCCAACACACUGUCCCAACGAUGACGUCUAAAACAAGCUCACUCUCAAAGAAAUGUAUAGUGUAUUCAAAGUUUUAUUUAUGGUUCAUUGACAAUGAGAAUAAUGUAAUUUUUUUAAGUUCUUUGUUGACGUGGAGAGUGUGCAUAUAUAAGUUUAUAUCCUAAUAUUUGUGUGUUGUUUCUUUUGUUUUAAUGUAAUAGCCACAUUUGAUGGCUUAUCAAUCACCUUUUGUUGGAAAUGAAGUGUAUCAUAUGCAAGUUUUGUACAUACAGAGAUUUUAUUUUUUAUAAGAGUAAUAAUUAAGCAAAGAUAUGUACAUAUGAAUUGUAAUUAUUGAGCACGCUGACUAUUUAAAACGGCCCCAGAAACUGUUCUGGUGGAGGGCCGGUGACCCACAGUGUAUCAAGUUGAUAACAAUGUAUGAAAUUAUUUGAAUGCAAUAAUAAGUAAUUGUACAGAUUUUUUUUAAUCAUCACAAUAUUCUGGGAGAAAAUAAACUUUGAAAUACUGUUCUGAA